AGUUGUGAGUGUCAGUCAGUGUGUAUGAUCACACUGAUCUGAAAGGCUUCUCGUGUCUGCAGAGAGAAUGAUAACUUCCGAAACAUUUAAUUUGGUUCUUCAGUAAUUGAGGGGGAAAGUCUUUUGUCCUUUAGGGAUGUAUCGUCGUCUUUUCGUGGUUGCCAGUCUGCUGUCAUCCUAUAUGGGUGGAUCCCCUGCUCAGGAUCAGCCAGUGCACGUUCUUGCCUUUGCUGGUGGAGAUGUUAUUCUACCGUGCAGUUUCAAUAUCUCUGACAAGGAAGACUUUCCGACUGUUGAGUGGUCCAAGGAAGGCUUGAAGCCAGAUGUUGUCUUCUUGUACCGGGAUGGCUGUGAGGCCUACGAGAUGAAGAAUCCAGUCUUCGAAUACAGGACAAGCCUCAUCAUGAAAGAGCUCAAAGAUGGAAACAUCUCAUUACGGAUCUCCAAUGUGCAGGUGCCUGAUACUGGAAAGUACCAGUGCCUCGUAUUCCAGAAAAAUGUCGCCAGGAAGGUUUCAACAGUGGAGCUGUUUGUGGUGGCUGUUUCUGAGCCAAGGCUUUCAGUGAUUUCAGCGGAGGGUGAUGCCAUAACUUUGCAUUGUGAAGCAAACUGCUGGCUGCCAGAGCCUCAGGUAACAUUUCUGGAUGACAAUGGAAAGAACAUCUAUGGGGAAAACCCCAAAGGACAACAAGAUGCCCGUGGAUGUUUCACUGUGACACAAAGAGUCACUCUGCAAAGAGCUACCAGCAGUGUCACCUGCAGAGUUCAUCAACCAGAGUUUAACCAGACCAGGGAAACAAAGAUCCUCAUACCAGGUGUCUGCAUGAAGUCUGAUCCUCACACUAUCGCCAUCACCAUUGGAGGAACAGCACUGUUUUUCUUAGUUGCAGCUGGAUUCGUUGCCCUUUCAUGCAUAAAAUGCUUCAGAUUUGCUAUUGUAAAGCAGCCAGUGAACAGAAAGACAUCAAAUCAAAGCCUCAUCCACCCGACAAGAGUUAACAGCACAGACAGCUCGGUAAAUGGCAGCAUUGGACAGAUGAAAAGACAGUCUGGGUUUCUUAUCGAAGAUGAGACCCAAAAACUAGAGGACAGCAAUGUUGUUUCCUACAACGGUGAACAUGCUGCACAUGGUAAACAGAGGCAGGUUCUAGCAUUUGCUGGCGGAGAUGUUAUUCUACCAUGCAACUUCAGGAUCUCUGACAGCACUGACUUUCCGACUGUUGAGUGGUCCAAAGAAGGUCUGAACCCAGAUGUGGUCUUCCUGUAUCGGGAUGGCUGUGAGACCUACGAAAUAAAGAAUCCAAUCUUUGAGUACAGGACAAGCUUGAUCAUGAAAGAACUGAAAGAUGGAAACAUCUCAUUAAGGAUCUCCAAUGUGAAAAUGUCUGAUGCAGGGAAGUACAAAUGCCUCAAGCUCUGGAAGAAUGCUCCUCGGGAGGUCACAGAAGUGGAGCUUGUUGUUGGUACGUCCUCUCAAGUUCAAUUAAUAACCAAAGCUAGGAAUGCUGCACAGGCCUUGGACCUUGUCUAG
Molecule: messenger RNA, 1531 nt
Organism: Maylandia zebra (zebra mbuna)
Lineage: Eukaryota; Metazoa; Chordata; Actinopteri; Cichliformes; Cichlidae
Source: RefSeq, a predicted model, not a curated record